Camelina sativa (false flax) is the source of this 1134-nucleotide messenger RNA. Lineage: Eukaryota; Viridiplantae; Streptophyta; Magnoliopsida; Brassicales; Brassicaceae. The record is from RefSeq and is a predicted model, not a curated record.
AUGGAGAUCAUCAAUAAUUGUGAUCAUGAAGAAGAAGCAAUACAACAUGCUAUUGCUAAUAACAAUUCAGUUAUUCAAUUCCUUCUCAAUCAACAAAAAAAUCAAGCAAUCCAUGGUGGUUCAGUUCCCGAACGUUCUUUCAUCCAUCGUGAUCGAGAAAGUGCUCAUGACAGAUUGUUCAAUGAUUAUUUCUCAGAGAACCCGAAGUACAAUGAAGCUACAUUUCGCAGGAGAUUUCGUAUGUCUCGUCUUCUAUUUCUUCGUAUUAUUCAUCAAGUUGAAAGUCAUGAAAACUACUUCACACAACGAAGGGAUUCAAGUGGUAGACUUGGAUUAUCAUCUCUUCAAAAAAUAACGGCUGUAUUUCGGAUGCUAGCAUAUGAUCUUCCUGCAGAUGCCAUAGACGAGUACAUAAAGAUAGGCGAAUCAACAACAAUCGAAAGCAUGAAAAAGUUUUGUCGAGCCGUAGUGGAGAUAUUUUCAAAGGAAUACCUACGAUCACCAACACCUAAUGACAUUUCCCGACUUCUUUACAUUGGUGAAAAACGAGGUUUUUCCGGAAUGCUUGGUAGCCUAGAUUGCAUGCACUGGAAGUGGAAAAAUUGUCCUACUGCUUGGGCGGGACAAUAUGCAGGUCGUAGUGGAUCACCUACUAUAAUUCUUGAAGCUAUGGCAGAUUAUGAUCUUUGGAUAUGGCAUGCUUAUUUCGGAUUGCCAGGCACUAAUAAGGAUAUCAAUGUGUUGGAAUCUUCCCACCUUUUCUCCAAUCUCGCUCAAGGUAUUGCUCCUCCAGUUCAUUAUACCAUUCAAGGAAAAGAAUACAAUAUGGGUUAUUACUUGGCUGAUGGUAUAUAUCCAAAAUGGUCCACCAUAGUGCAAACUAUACACGAACCAAGAGGUCCAAAGAACAAAUAUUUUGCAACACAACAAGAAGCAUGCAGAAAAGAUGUAGAACGUGCAUUCGGAGUACUUCAAUCACGUUUUGCUAUUUUGAAAGGACCGGUACGUUUUUGGAAAAAGAAUGUGCUACAUGACAUAAUAACUACAUGCAUAAUUUUACAUAAUAUGAUAAUCGAGGAUGAGCGUGAUCUUAAUGCACCGAUUGAAGUUGAAAGAGAAGUUCCACCUCCAUGA